AUGACCAGCAACGACGACGUUGACAUGCAGGAUGUGCCGCCUGAAAGGCAGCCUCUUUCGUCGCCGACAUCGACGGCAUCCACAGCAGACAGUGCGCUGGUAUCAGAAGGCUUUCGCCGCGCCUGUGCCAAGCUGCUCGAUUCUCCGAGGUCGCUCAUGACACUUCAGAUCACGGCCCUCAGAAAAAUCCUUGCCGCCGAUCCGGCCGACGAUCCGGCCAUGCUUCAGGAGCAUCAGCAGUUGCUACAUGCAGACAUCUCCGUGUGGCUCAGGGAAAUGCAUUCCUACGAGAAGUUCGUCAAGCAAGCGCCUCCCCUUGAGUUUUCUCGACGCCUCAUCGACAGCGACGGCAACCCCAUCAAGGUCCUGUCCAACAAAGGCGAGCUUUUCCGCCGCUUUUACCAGCGCUGGUCCAAGUCGGAAGACCUCGAGCCCGUCGCGCUGCUCGACUGGAUGCUCGUCCAUGGUACCCAAGUGCCUCAGAGGGUCGGACCUCCAGUGCUCAGCGGAGCCGAGGCAGUUCCCUUUUGGCAGCUCGCCGCUUCCUUCAACGAGCCUUACCUGGGUGAUCAGGUUCGCUGGGCAGAGCAUCUGAUCCGUGUCGAGUACGGAGCCAGGUACCGAGAAGCCCGAGCCACCGGCGACAAGCGCAACUACUACUACAGCAAGACUCUGCCCAUCGUGCAGUCGAGUGGGACAGGCAAGAGUCGCCUGGUCUGGGAGCUGCGCCACUGCUGGCCGUCGCUUUCGCUCACUUUACGUCGCUCUGGCAACGACGCAGUCCCCACGUCCGGCUAUCCGCUCCAAGAUAAUGCCGCCAAGGACUACUUCAGCCAAAGUGGCACCGUCGACCCCGACCUCAUCGUCAUCGCCUUCAUCGCAGCGUGGCUAAAGCAGGCCGCCAUCACCGUCCACGUCGGAGCCGACUCCAUGGCUGGCCUCUUUGCCACCUGGGACUACAGCGUCCGGGAGACCUCGACCAAGAAGUGGAUCCCCAACCAGCAGCGUCACGACGCCUUUGAGGCAGUGGCUCGACGCGCCAGGGCUAACGUCACCCGGUAUCGUGACGAAGUGCUCCGUGGAUGCGUGCCCAAGACGGAAGAUGCGAUGCCCGAGUUCAAACACGACGAGAUCAUCGGACGGGCCGAGGAAAUGGUGCGCUUGCUCAUCAAGCCAGCUUUGCAGGAUCUCAGCGACAAGCUGCUAGAGGCGCCCGUGGUCAAGGCUGCACAAAGGAAGUUCGACCUCGAGCGGCCACUGCUGCUCCUGGCCAUCGACGAGUGCACGCUCUUGGAACAGCUCACGAGCAAGGCAAUGCUUCUGCACCUUCGCCGAUGCUUCUCGAUGAUUGACGACAUUGCCAGCCCCGACCUCGACGUUUGGCUGCUGUUGCUCGAUACGUCGAGCUCCGUAGGCCAAAUGGUCCCAUCGGAGAAGCACAAAAAGUCGUCCAGAGAGCAGGAGAUGCUGUCCUUUUCUCCGCUGAUCCCGGUCGGGUUCGACGUCUUCGUCGAUCCAAGCCACCACCCCGCCAGGCCUGCCGAUGCGCUCCGGCUGGACGCCCUGAAGCGGUACGGUCGGGCUUUGUGGCACCAGUACGGGGCGAAUCGGCUGGUGACGGUGGCCUCAAUGAAGCUGUGCGGCGAGGUCGACGCCAACAAAGUCAGUCCCGAGCUCCGGGCCAUCACGCUCCUCUCGCACCGAGUGUGCCUCGAGGUCCUGCCCAUUAGAAGCAGCCUGGGAUCCUGGCUACUCCCAACGGCUUUGGUCGACAAGCACCUGCGCUGGAUCCUCAGCUUCGUUGACGAUGACACCAUCUACACCCGGGCUUUGAGCGAGCCGGCUCUGGCUCUUGCCGCUUGGUACCGACUGACGGACGAUGGAGGCGGCGAAACGCCGGAAGCAUGGACGUACUCGGACGUCGUUCUGACCAUGUCACAGCGCCUGAUCAACGCGUCGCCCGUCGACAUCAAGGGAGCCAACGGCGAAUUUCUGGUGCGGCUUCUCCUCACCAUGGCGCGGGACGCCAGCGAGGAAGUCGAGCGUGCACGCGCUCUCCGUAUCCUCUCGCUGCUCCAGUCGGUGCCAGCGGUCAGUGCGUCCUCUUUCCUCUCGGGACUGCUCGGCCACGAGCGCGGCUCGAGCGCUCUCGCGCAGCUGGAGCAGGCCAUCGAUCUGAGGCGUCAUGGAGGCGGUCUGGCAAAUCUGGGUCGCUCGUGGUCCCACUGGCAGCAAGAUGCGACCAAGCAACAAAGAGACGAGCAACGAGGCACCGGAACAGACAAGGGCGAAGGCGGCUCAAGGUCCAGCCAGGGCGACGGCAGCGGCCCCGCAGAGCCCAAGCGCGGCGCAUGGCUCAACUUCACCCACAUGGCGGUGCUGGUGUGCGAGCUGCAGCUCAUCUCGAGGCAGUACCUCUGGAAGUGCUGGAAGCGCGGCGUCGCCCUGCAGUGCCAUUCCUCGCAGCGCGGCAUCGACGGCAUUCUGCCCGUCUUUCUGGGAUCCCUCGACGAAAAGCUCGACGAGCGCGAGGCAGCGGCACGCAUGACGUACAUUGGCUGGCAAGCCAAGAACCAGGCCGACGCGUGCGCGACGCGCGCGUGCUUCCAUGGGCCGCUGCAUGCCUUGUCGCCGACGCCGCAACAGGGCACACUGGAGGAGCCGCCGCCGCCGCCGCCGCCGCCGACGCGCGAGGGAGACCCGCCGCUGUUCACGCUCGUAUUCGAGCUGGGCACGUCGGCCGAGUUUCGGGACAGCAGCAUCUCGAAGCACGUCAAGGUGGUCAACGAAGCGUGCGCAAAGGCGGCCUGCGGCGGCGUCAAGUGCCUCACGCUGCGGAUCCGCGGCUGCGAUGCGGCCGUCUACCCUUUCCUGGAGCGGUGGCGCGUCACGGCGCCCUUUGUCGCCAUGGUCGAAAAGCGGGACCUGCUCCCCGACGACUGGGCCCGCGAGCAGGUCGGUCAGAACCCUGGCGAUGACGGCAGGGAGGGAGACGUGAUACCGCCCCUCGUUGAUGCUGAGGCGCUGCCGUGA
This is a messenger RNA of Pseudozyma flocculosa PF-1, 3033 nucleotides long. RefSeq lists its product as uncharacterized. Lineage: Eukaryota; Fungi; Basidiomycota; Ustilaginomycetes; Ustilaginales; Ustilaginaceae. The transcript has 2 exons. The record is from RefSeq and is a predicted model, not a curated record. Bases 1 to 3033 code for a protein of 1010 amino acids.